AUGGGCAACUCGGGGAGUAUGAGCGGGCUGUCCGGUUACGAGGAGGGUUACCACCAUCACCCGGGGUACCAUCAUCACCACCAGCGUUACCAUGAUGCGAUGCGUGGUGAGGCUGCUGGUUUGUCUGCGUCGUGGAUGGAUUCGUACCAGCGCGAUCACCACACGCGGCGCGGUGGACCGCGGGAUCAUGAGCAACCGCAGGUUAAGGUGCUGCCGGACAUCCCCGGGAAGGUGGCGAAACUCCGCUCGACGAACAAUGGUAACAUCCUGCACGCGGGCGGUACCAUCAGCAAGAACAAUCAGGCGUUGCAGCGGUCGAAAAGCAUCUCUUCGCCGACGUAUCAACAGCACCAGCAGCAGCAACCGGGGAGCUUUAGCGAGUGUGACGAAGAGCUCGAGCUGAGCUCGUUACAGCCUCCGAGGAUGCUGAUGCAGCGCUCCAGGACACAGCUUAACCUCAUGGGUGGUGGAAGAAUGCGAAAUGGGCAUGCGUACGGGCACGAGGACGAUGGUCGUGACGGUCGUGGAGCACCGGAAAGAGGUGGAAGAGCACAACCGCCACGGUACGGGGAACCAACCGGUCCCGGAGCAUCCGCCGAAACGCUCAACAACCGAAAGCGGUUCGGUUCCGAGCCGGAUUUGCGGCUAUCGUUGCUGCCACGUGCGACGGGACCACAGCAGGAACCGCAGAUGGGGGGUGGUUCGCGGCACCCCAAGACGGCGCAGUCGAAAAUCAUGAAGGGCAAGAACAAGAAGAAGGCCCCUGUGCCACCGGUCAUGGAGAAGCGUGACGCCAGCAAAGACAGCGACCGGCAGCGCAUAAUCGCGUACUCACCCUUACGCAAACCUGCCCCGGACACGCACACAUCCACGUUGCCUUCCUCGAGCGAUGGCAGCUUCAACGUGGCGGCGACGCGCAAAUUGCGCUUGUUCAAAACGCGCGCAGAAACGAAGAAAACGCCCACCAUCGCCAAACUUCCGGAGGCCUCGGAUGCUAAGUUCCCGGGCAAACACGCGCAACCGGGCAGCGGUGCACCGGGUGGAGGUUUCAUGCGCCCCAACGGUCCACCUAUCCCAUCAAGCGGAUCGUCCUCGCUCGUACUGACGCACGCGCAUCGAAACGAUUGCGGUCCUACCGAGGACGAGAAGCUGGCGGGUGCGUUGGAGCAGCUUUCACCCCGCCCAAAUCCGACCUCGUUCUUCCGGCGGGAGAAAACCUUCGACGCGGGGCUGCUCGGGCUCGAGCGGCAGCGUGAAGCCGAAUCACGGCCGGCCACAAAACCGACCAUGUCACCGCCACUAUCGCGCCGUAAAUCGAUCGUGAAAACCCUGCUGGAACAGGACCCGGGCACGUCGGUUACGGCCGUACCGGUUCGGGUGGAGGUUAAACCUCGCCAGCAAGUUGGCACCGCGGCUGAAAGCUACCAGCGCAAGAUGGCGCUCGCUGAAGCGCAACGUAAGCAGUCCGCGUCCGGUGCGGCGGCCAUUACCGACUUCCAGAAGGAGCUGCAGUUGGCGACGAGGCGAAAAACGAGCAGCCCACUUAUCGAGGGUGGUCCAUCGCCUGCUGCCGGGCGAUCAGGCCAGUCCAGGUCACAAAAGGUCACCGAAUCGGCGAGCUCGAGGUUUUCGCUGCUCGGAGCGCCCUCUAGUGGUGGGAUCAAACCGAAACCGGCCUCUAACGCGCUGGUGAUCACAGUCGAGCCAGCAAAGGAACUGGAACACCGGGAUGGGGCGAAACAGGACGCGAAGGUGGACGCGCGUGAUUCACCUCCACCUGCGACGCCUCCACCACCACCGCCACCGCCAAAAACGAGCUUCUACUUUGGCAUGCGGGAUGAUGUGGGUCAAGGAUCGCGAAGGUUCACCGGAACCGCGAGAACCGCCAUCGGGCCUCCCUUCGUCGGUGAGCCACGCAUCGCGGACAGCGAGAGUGAGGGGAAUGGAGGUGUGAAUCGGCGGGAAACGCGCCCACAAGAACCCAUCGAUGGUCAGUCGGUGGAGGAGAUUGGCCACACGCAGAUGGAGCUGAUUGAUCAGUUUGCGGCCAGUUUGCUGAAUAGCAGCCGGUUCCGGUCGUCCGAUUCCGUCGCGUCGUCAGAAGCGGAUGUGCGGAUGACGUGCACGGGUAGUCCGUGGGAAGAGGGUGAUGGUGUUAACCACCAGGAGAUUGCGCUUAAGUUACGCCCGACGCUUCCUCGCAAGCAGUUUGACAUACCACGGUUCAGUCCAGCAGCUGCUUGGCGGUUGCUUACGACGGAGGACGAAUUUUGCCGUGAUGCACCGUUGGUGGAACCGCUCGGCGGGUCCGGUGGGAGUCCGGAGAAGAAACCAUUCAUGCGCGGGCUCGAGCAGGAGCUGGAAGUGCCGGAAGAUCGCAUUCAGCAGGUGUAUCGUGAGCCGGUACCGGGGCUACAGGACAACAAGAGCGGUGAUAGUGGCAUCUCGGGUGAUGCCGGCAUUUUGGCCGACAUUGGGCAGGAUGCGCUGCUGACGACACCGGGCAAGGACGAUCGGGUGGAUGACGCAAGUCCGGAGAGUGGCACACAGCUGCACAAGGGUGGCGGUGGCGGUGGUGGAGCGACCAACGGGGGUGGAUGGUCAUCCAGUGCACUUUUGCUGAUGCCGUGGACACCUCAGCAGGAUCUGGAUGACGACGAAGACGACGAUGAGGAUGAGGAUGAUGAGCCGGAGGAAGAUGAGACCACAACGGGUAGUGGCAGUGAGCCACAACGCCGGCAAUUGAUUGAGGAUGGUGCUGGCCGGGGGCUUGGAGACACUCGGCAGGAUUUCGCUUCCAAAGGACAUCUGUUCAGUUUGUCCUUGCCACGCGAGAAUCACCUUUCGAUAUAUAACGUCGAAGCGGCAGAUGAAAAGGUGGAAAAGCACGUGUUCAACAGCUUGCAAAAGUUCCGCAAAUCCGUCUCGGGUGCGUUCAAAAGCGAGGAUAACUGCGACCGGCCAAUGGAUAACAGCGACAGCAAUUGGUUUCUCGGUCGAUUGGACGGCAAGCUAGGCAGUUUGGGUGGCGGUUCUAGCCCCGGAAGUGGGCCAGAUAAGCGCUUGAAGUUACUUCCCGACGGACGGGAACGUGACGGUGCGGAUGUGGUUGUCUCGAUUGGCACCACGCAAAGCAAGCACAGCUCGAUAGGGUACCUUGUGAGCGGUAAGCACAUGAUGUACCUGCCGAAAGAACCGACCAAGCUGCACCAACCGAGUGAGAAGGGUGCGAAACAGGACGAGAACAACAACAGCCGCCGGAGCGCCAAUCAACAGGGUGAAAAGCAGACGAUCGCUCCAGUACCACCUGUGGCCACCGUCCCGAAAGAUCCCGCAACGGGCCGAAGCCCGGGUGACAAAGAAAACAUGCAAGAUCCGGUUCCACUGGUGGCCGAACUCGAAAGCUUCCCGGUGAAGCUGUCGAACAGGCGUAACCAUCGGUUCACCUUCCAGAGCACAAUCAGACAGAUUGAGAAGCGCCGUGUCGCGGAAAAGCUGUCCCGCGAGGCGGAAAUUAAGGAAGCGAUGCGAUUGAGCGAGCUGGAGGCGAUGCGGCGCGUUGAGGAGGAGUUCCAGAAGAAGCGGGCACGUGAGAAAGCCUCCAUCCGGCACCAGUUGCGGUUGUUCUCGAUGGAAGCACAUCCGGAUCAUCACCUCCAGCCGGACGGUGACGGCGAGCAGGACUCGACGGGUGAAACGAAGCGAUCCGAUCCGGAUGGGGACAGUCUCCCGCAUCAGGGGGGGACGAGUCGGGCAGGAUUGUACCGACGGAAGGAGUUCACAAGCAUGGAGCGGCAGUACAAGCGAUCAAACCGAGCGGAACCGGAAGAACACCCCGAUCAAGAGGAGGACGACCAUGACGACGAGCAGGAGCAGAAACGAGUGGCGACAAAUGGGACGGGAGCGAGGAGACACUUUAACGGAAAUGGCGAGGAACACGCGGCCGAUAAUGACGAGGAUGAGGACGGGCGGAGCAGCAGUCUCGGUUACGUGGACACCCGCACCCCGUACAUUUCCCGCAUCAUUCAAGCGAAGAGUAGCAAAUCGUACGGCGGCCGGAAGUAG
This is a messenger RNA of Anopheles nili, 4065 nucleotides long. RefSeq lists its product as uncharacterized. The record is from RefSeq and is a predicted model, not a curated record. NCBI's taxonomy places the organism in Eukaryota, Metazoa, Arthropoda, Insecta, Diptera, Culicidae. Bases 1 to 4065 code for a protein of 1354 amino acids. The transcript has 4 exons.